Messenger RNA from Neogale vison (American mink), 2199 nucleotides. RefSeq names its product sushi repeat containing protein X-linked 2 (gene SRPX2). The coding region runs from base 452 to 1849 and encodes 465 amino acids. The record is from RefSeq and is a predicted model, not a curated record. NCBI's taxonomy places the organism in Eukaryota, Metazoa, Chordata, Mammalia, Carnivora, Mustelidae. The transcript has 11 exons.
CCCUGUUUUGUGGCAGAAGGACUGUGUGCCUCUAAUCUUUGUCGUUCUUUCUCCCCUACCUCUCUACAACCCUUCUCCGAGGGAGGAAUAGCUUAUAGCUUUGGGGAUAAUAUAGCUUUAAGGAAAUUUUUGGCAGAUGCGGAUGUCCUCACAUCUGGGCAGUGUUAACAGAAUCCCGGAGGCCUGGACAGACCAAGAGCCACUCGUUCUAGGAAUGUUAAAUAGAAGUUUUUCCGACUGAUGUGAGGAGCAGAGAGGAAGGAGAAAAAGAAGGAGAAAGAAAGAGAGCACAAAACAUAUAAAACAGAUUCUGCAUUUCUGCUACUUCUCACUUUUGGAAGUUCACUGAUGGCUGAUUUCUGAAAGAUAUUUUCCUUUUCCUUGGUACUUCUGGCCACAUAUACCCAUUUCUUAUCUCCCUAACCUCCCCUCAUCCCAACUCCUUUCAAAGAUGGCUGGUCAACUAACCCAAAGAGGAGCUCUAUCUCUCCUGCUCUUCCUCACUCCAGCAGUGACUUCAACAUGGUACGCAGGUUCAGGCUACUACCCAGAUGAAAGCUACAAUGAAGUAUAUGCUGAAGAGGUCCCACGGGCCCCUGCCCUAGACUACCGAGUCCCCCGGUGGUGUUAUACAUUGAAUAUCCAGGAUGGAGAAGCCACAUGCUACUCUCCAAGGGGAGGAAAUUAUCACAGCAGCCUGGGAACUCGUUGUGAGCUCUCCUGCGACCGGGGCUUUCGACUGAUCGGACGAAGGUCGGUGCAAUGCCUGCCAAGCCGCCGUUGGUCUGGAACUGCCUACUGCAGGCAGAUGAGAUGCCACGUGCUGCCAUUCAUCACUAGUGGCACUUAUACCUGCACAAAUGGGGUGCUUCUUGACUCCCGCUGUGACUACAGCUGUGCCAGUGGCUACCACUUGGAAGGUGAUCGCAGCCGAAUCUGCAUGGAAGAUGGGCGAUGGAGUGGAGGCGAUCCCGUAUGUGUAGACCUAGAUCCCCCCAAGAUCCGUUGUCCCCACUCACGGGAGAAGAUGGCAGAGCCAGAGAAACUGACAGCUCGGGUAUAUUGGGACCCACCCUUGGUGAAAGAUUCUGCUGAUGGUACCAUCACCAGGGUGACACUUCGGGGCCCUGAGCCUGGCUCUCACUUUCCCGAAGGAGAGCAUGUGAUUCGAUAUACUGCCUACGAUCGAGCCUAUAACCGAGCCAGCUGCAAGUUCAUUGUGAAAGUACAAGUGAGACGCUGCCCAACUCUAAAACCACCACAGCAUGGCUACCUCACCUGCACCUCGGCAGGGGACAACUAUGGUGCCACCUGUGAAUAUCACUGUGAUGGAGGUUAUGAACGCCAAGGAACCCCCUCCCGGGUCUGCCAGUCCAGCCGCCAGUGGUCAGGAUCACCACCCAUCUGUGCCCCUAUGAAGAUUAAUGUCAAUGUCAACUCUGCUGCUGGCCUUCUGGAUCAGUUCUAUGAGAAACAGCGACUCCUCAUCAUCUCAGCUCCUGAUCCUUCCAACCGAUAUUAUAAAAUGCAGAUCUCAAUGCUGCAGCAAUCCACCUGUGGACUGGACCAGCGCCAUGUGACCAUCAUUGAACUGGUGGGGCGGCCACCUCAGGAGGUGGGGCGCAUCCGGGAGCAACAGCUGUCAGCCAACAUCAUCGAGGAGCUCAGGCAAUUUCAGCGCCUCACUCCCUCCUACUUCAACAUGGUAUUGAUUGACAAGCAGGGAAUUGACCGGGAACGCUACAUGGAACCUGUCACCCCCGAAGAAAUCUUCACAUUCAUUGAUGACUACCUACUGAGCAACAAGGAGCUGAUCCAGCGCCAGGAGCAAAGGGACAUGUGCGAGUGAACUUGAGCCAGGGCACAGAUGGAGGUCAAGAGAAAACUCUCCUAGUUGGCCAAAACUGGGUCCUGAUAAAAGGCAGAGAUGGUUCCCCACGGUUCUAGGUAUAGGACUCUGAGGUGGGUGAGAUUCACCAAUUCUGGGACAUUCCCAGGGCCCUUUGUGGGGCUGUGUAAUAGUUUCCCUAAGCAAGUCUCUGCUUUAAGUAGCACUGGAGGAGCAUACGAAGCUAGGCAGGGACUGAGGACAGGUCCUGGGCAAUGGGCUGGGGGUGAAAGUCUUCUUUUCGCAAUCUGGUCCCCUGCGCUACUCUCCAAAGUCUUCCAAGAUAAGUAAAUUCUCAAUUCAUACACCAA